CAGCGCUGCCUGCAGGACAGGACCAGGCCCCACAGCCCUGCAGGGACACAGCAGCACCAUGUUCGCCACAGUGAGAUUCGGAGCCAACUGCCAAGAGAUGGUGAACCUGCUCUGCUGCGUCCAGACCCUCACAGGCCACCUCAAGUGGAAGUGUCAGUGCAGGCCUGAAGACUGCAUCGAUCUUGUGGACGAAAAGGGCACCCUGAUGAACCUGAGCAAAGUGGAAGAUCCUGCAUCUGAAUAUGCCAGUAAAUACCUGCAGGGAAGGCAGCGCUACAUCCUCAUCAGAGUUGUCAGAGAAGGGAACUCUGAAGUCACCUGCUAUGAAUCCUUGCUAGAGGACCUGGGGAAACACUACCCUGACCUACCAGGUAAGAGCCAGGCACCCACCUCACCUCCACAGAAGGGUCAGGGGUGCAGGCAUGACUCCUGUUCCCACCUCAGUCCUCAAACAGCACAGUGGGACUCUCCUCUGAUGCCCCUGUGCCCCUUCAGGGCUCUCAUGGCACCAAGGGAGGGGACAAGCAGGGCUGGUGUGCAGGAUCCCCUCCUAGUUAAGAGUGACACCCCACACCAGGCAGAGCCUACCCAGCUUGUCCCCCUGGCAAAGGGGCUCAUCUCCUUGGAACAGGGAGGGAAGGACAUCAGGAGAAAUUGGGAAACCCUCAGGUGUCUCUCAGAGGUUGGUAGUGCCUUGCUCAGCAUGUGAUGGGCAGCUGACAAACACAACUCUGGAAGGGCUUGGUCACUCCACAGAUCGGCUGCAGCAGCUCUCAGGAAAGACCCAGAGGACAGAUCAGAGGAAGAAGGGCUCCUUGCAGAGGGUUCAGCCCCACACCAGCACCCGAGCCAGGAACAGGACCACCUUACAGAGCAAGAGGAACUUGGAACUCAAGAACACCCCUAAAUGAACUGGUCACACGGGCAGCACAGCCUCCACCAGGGCCCAAACACCUGCCCAGGUGUUUAUUCCUAGCACAGCAGGAGUCCCCUGCUGCUGAGCUCCUCUUCCUUGGAUCCCCUGCCCCUCCCAGAGCUUCACACUACCACAUCCCAAGCUGCACCCUGACAAACAAGGCACAGGUACCAUCCCCUCCUGCUUCAAGAGGCCCAUGUUCCCCUGCACCUCCUUUCCACCCACCUGCACUUGUAUCACUGGAUGGGUCUGCUUCCCACUGCAGCACUCCAGAGCGGCCCUGCAGGGACUGUCCACAGCCAUCACCAGGAAAAGCUGCUCCAGGGACAGCCGGGCCCCUCAGGUGCAGAAGCAGCACUUUGCCAAGCUGGGUCAAAGGCAGAGCACACCUGCUGCUUCUCCACCCAGAGCAACACAGCACCAGUCUUAAAGACUUAUUUCAUUUCUUAAAGGGAGUUAAACAACUUUGGAGUGGUUCCUCCCUGCUCACACAGGACAGCUCAGCACAUGGAACACUUGAGCUUUUAAUCUCUGGCAUUUACUUUUCCUCUUGGCUGUCACUAAGAACACAAAACAUCCCUAAUAAGGCCAGGCACAGCUCAGGACAUCUCUACCAAGAACUUAAAUCUGUGACACUCAGAAGGAGAUCAGCCUCCAGUAUCUGCCACCAGCAUUUACCAUCUAGACCUGGAUUUCCUCAGAGACCCCAGCAAGGGGCUGAGAAUUUGUCCUUUAUUCAACAGUCCCAGAUCAAAAGGUUAAGACUCCUUCUGCCAUGAAAAAUGCAUCAGUUAAGCAUCUGAAAGUGUCCUGGUUUCACUGCUGGGCCACUAAACUCCAGCUGACACCUCAGAGUUCCCUCUUAUGCCAACAUGAGGAACAGGGUGUCCUGAUGGAGGGCAGUCCAUGGGCAGCAAUCACGAGGCUGUGUAAGAGGAAAGAGCUCUCAACUCCACCUGAUGCCAGUGACCUUGAGAGCAUUGCAUAACCUACUAAAGCUUUAAAGUCAGAUCAGUCAACUGUAUCCAAGUCCCACAGCCAGACAGGUGACACUCUCUUAGCUCUGAGGUCAGGACAGGUAUUCAGGGAAGAGGAUAUCGAUAGAAAAGUAACUUGUCACUGAAAAUACUGUGGGACACUUGUUGGCUUACCUCUCUGCAGCCUCUCCUGUGCCUGGAGGGCAGCCAAUGUCUGCAUCUCCUUCUGCCAAGUCAUGCAGGCACAGUCCUUGCUAGGCUGCACCCCCUGCUCACAGGAAAUACACACUUGCCUUGUCCUUUGGAUGAUAAUGUUAAUGUUUUGGUAGCUUAAUUUUAGCUUGAGAAUUAAAUAAAGAACAUGCACAAGUGAUAGGUCCAAAUAAAUCCUUUUAUUUCUCUGUAAUAAAUACAGCACUAUCUGAAUACUAAAGACCCUUCGGUCCAAUCAUUCCUUUCCUUCCCUACUAGCUCAGAAGUGAAUUACCACUAGAAUACUCCUGUCUGGUCAGUCUGCUUCCUCCAGCUCAUUCCCUGUCUGUCCUUCCACCCCUGUGGAUAGCAGGGCUCUACACCAUGAUCCUCUUCCCUACGAGGG
Molecule: messenger RNA, 2491 nt
Organism: Parus major (Great Tit)
Lineage: Eukaryota; Metazoa; Chordata; Aves; Passeriformes; Paridae
Gene: C15H22orf15
Product: chromosome 15 C22orf15 homolog
Exons: 4
Coding region: 59-709 (216 amino acids)
Source: RefSeq, a predicted model, not a curated record